Molecule: messenger RNA, 912 nt
Organism: Candidozyma auris
Lineage: Eukaryota; Fungi; Ascomycota; Pichiomycetes; Serinales; Metschnikowiaceae
Exons: 1
Coding region: 1-912 (303 amino acids)
Source: RefSeq, a predicted model, not a curated record
AUGACAUUGAAAGUUGCAUAUAUCCCCGAGCAUUUCCUGACACCUCUCUUUUUCGCCAAAGACAAUGGAUACUAUUCCAAGGCUGGCGUGGAUGUUGAAUUCGUGCCAGUAAUUGAGGGCAGUGGAAGGCUCAUCAAGUUGUUGAACGAGGGCAUGGUUGAUGUAGCCAUUGGGCUCACUGAAGCAUUUGUGAGCGAUAUUGGCAAAGGAAACAACAAGAUCAACGUUGUGGGAACGUAUGUGGAGAGUCCACUUUGCUGGGCCAUUUCCUCUGGCAAAAACAGAGACGAGAUCACCAAGGCAGAAGACUUGGCAGGUAAAAAGAUCGGUGUCUCCCGAAUUGGCUCAGGUUCCUACGUCAUGCUGUACGUUCUUGGCUUGCAAUUGAAGUUUCCUACGCCUUAUUUCAGUGAUUUUCCUGUGUUAUCUAAUUUCAAGAACUUGAGAGAUGCCGUCAACCAAAAGUACGUCGAUGAAGACGGCAAGGCCGUUGACGCAGACGCUUUCAUGUGGGAGCACUUCACGUCCAAGAGGUAUUACGACUCCGGAGAGAUCAAGAAAAUUGGCGAAAUUUACACACCUUGGCCCUCAUGGGUGGUUACAGCAAGAAAGGAAACCGAUAAGGAGCAAGUUAGGAAGUUCUUGGAUGCCGUCAGGGAAGGGAUCGCAUACUUUUUGGAGAAUCCAGACGCCGCAGUAAAGCACAUUUCAACCCAUCUCGACUACUCAGCAGACGAUGCUAGAGAGUGGUUGAAGACAGUCAAGUUCAAUGAGCAAAUUGGUAAGAAAGAAAUCGACUGGGAAAGGGUGGUGCUGAAUACUACUAAAGUUUUGAAAACGGCUGGUGUGCUUGAGGAGAAGCCCGAGGUUGAUGAGAACCUCCAGAACAACAUAUACUCACUUGUACACUAG